Messenger RNA from Paecilomyces variotii, 1602 nucleotides. Its product is annotated as dynein light intermediate chain-domain-containing protein. The record is from RefSeq and is a predicted model, not a curated record. Gene Ontology annotation, molecular function: dynein heavy chain binding. The transcript is spliced from 6 exons. Gene Ontology annotation, cellular component: centrosome; cytoplasmic dynein complex. The coding region runs from base 1 to 1602 and encodes 533 amino acids. NCBI's taxonomy places the organism in Eukaryota, Fungi, Ascomycota, Eurotiomycetes, Eurotiales, Thermoascaceae. Gene Ontology annotation, biological process: microtubule-based movement; microtubule cytoskeleton organization.
AUGUCAACACUCAGCCAAAAUUCCGGCUCCAGGUCCGCCGGCGGCAGCGGCAGUCGACCGACAAGCAAAGAUGGCGCAAAGAAGAAUAUCUGGUCUUCGAUGCUGGACAGCGUCGCAAGUGGGAAGCGACUGCCAGAGAAGAAUCUCUUGAUUCUGGGUUUUUUCUCGCUGAUGUAUAUUAUUAUUACUACUUUAGGGGGAACACCGGAUAGUCAGAAAGAAUUUCUCGAGACUCUGUCUUCAGAUCCGUCAAAUCCUCAGCUAUCAAACGAGAAGAGGAAAGGAAGGGUUCCGUCUGUCGCCAACGAAUUUGCAUUGGGCUACACGUAUCAGGAUGUAUUGGAUGCCGAUCAUGAUGAUAUUCUCGCCCGUCUCUCUGCAUAUCUUCUCUCCGAACCCUCACCCUCUUUUGCGCCCCUUAUCAAGCCGCUCCUGACACCCCAGUCGGUGCCUGAAACAUUGAUAGUGAUCCUUUUGGAUUGGUCUAAUCCGUGGACUUGGGUUCGACAGCUGCGAGAAUGGGUCCGUUUGCUGCGCUCGGUGCUGAUCUCGUUGGAUGAUGAGACCAAGCUCGUCAUGGAGGAGAUCAUGACAGAGUGGCGGGAUCGGAAGAGGGGUCUUGACAGCGCUGCGGCUGCUGGAACGACCAGUGCUGGCGGACCAGUCACAAUACCUUUAGGCCCUGGAGAGUGGGAUGAGGGACUGGGAAUCCCGAUGUGUGUCGUUUGCCAAGGGGCAGAUAAAAUAGAGAAACUGGAAAAGGAGCACGGCUGGCGCGAAGAGGAGUUCGACUUCAUCCUCCAGUUCAUGAGAACCAUUCUUCUCAAACACGGCUCGUCACUUAUCUACACCACGCCGUUUUUGGCGAACUCAUUACAGAGCUUGAUACAUUCUUCCCUUGGGAUACAUUCACUCCUCAAAAGACAGUCUCUGCGACACAAUGUGAUUGAUAGAGACAAGAUCCUUGUGCCCGCCAACUGGGACUCGUGGGGUAAAAUCCGUAUCAUUAGGGAAGGCUUCGACAUUGAAGGUGUCGGCACCGCUUGGUCCAUCGAGAUCCAGGAUCCACCCGGAACUCUCGAUGACGCCCCCGUAGAGAACGGAGAUGCCGAGGAUGAGUCAAACAAGGAAGAUGAGGGCAGCAGCGCGGUGGCCAUCUAUGAGCAGACGAUCAAGGAUCCCAAGCGCGAGACUUCUAUUGCUCGUAGCAGCCAAGCUAAUGCGAACAAGAUUGAGAUUGAAGCAGAAGAUAUGCAAACCUUCCUAGCGAGCCAGGCAGAAGUGCUCGAACAGCUGAAGCAGGAUGAUGAGAAAGAUCGUGCAGUUAGGAAAAUACCCAAGCUGGAAAUGUCUGCACUUGAAGAUAAUGGCCGUGUGAACGAACAUAUUGGACCCGUCCAAUUUAACAUGGGAGGUAUCCAAGUGGAUGCUGACGAUAUGCUCAGAAAGCUCAAGGAGAGAGAAGCAAGUCGGGCACAGAAGAAAGAAGUACCCGCGACAUCAGUUGGUGAUGAGAAAGCACACAACCAAGCUCUGGCGAGCUUCUUCGCCGGCCUGGUCAAGAAACCAGGAGGUAGCCCUCGCGGUAGUCCCGCGCCUUGA